AUGUCAUCGUACACGUACGACCACUCGCCGAGCAAUGUUGAGAGUUUACUCGCAGAACUGCGUAAACAUGGUAUUGAAUACACGCUUGACACUCACGAGCGCGAUGCCAAAGCCAACACCACGCACUCGCCCGCAGCACCUCACGAGACACCGUUAGCGGUUCUUUUCCCCACUUCAACACAGCAGACAUCAAUCAUCCUCAAAUCAUGCAACGAUCGGCUGAUCGCUGUGACGUCAUUCUCUGGUGGAACGAGUUUCGGCGGUGCACUCACGGCGAGCCGUAAUGGCGUAUGCGUCAGUUUUGAGUGCAUGAAAGAGAUUAUCGCGGUGCAUGAGGACGAUAUGGAUGUUGUUGUGCAGCCGGGGCUGGGAUGGAUGGAUUUGAAUGAAAAGUUGGAAAGUAAAGGCUUGUUUUUCCCUGUGGAUCCUGCGCCUGGGGCGAAGAUUGGGGGGAUGAUAGCAAUGUCCUGCUCAGGCACAAACGCCUACCGCUACGGCACCAUGAAAGAAAACGUCAUUUCCCUCACUUGCGUGCUGGCCUCCGGCCGCAUAGUAAAAACCCAUAAUCGGCCCCGCAAGUCCUCUGCAGGGUACGACCUCACUCACCUUCUCAUCGGUUCUGAAGGCACCCUCGGCCUCGUCACAGAAGCCGUGCUGCGCCUUUCCCCCCUCCCCAAGAACCUGCACGUGGGCCUCGCCAUGUUCCCCUCGUUCCAGUCCGGCGUGGAUUUCGUAGUCGAACUCCAGAAAACAGGGCACGUGCUGGAAGCCCUGGAGCUAGCAGACGGCCCGCAAAUGCAGUGUGUCAAUGUCUCGCGGCUAUCUAGCAUCACGUGGGCCGAGAUCCCUACUUUGUUCUUCAAAAUCGCGGGUCCAUCGAUCGAGCUUGUGCGGGAGCAACAGCGUAUCGUGACCGAAUUGUGUCGCAAGUAUUCCGCGAGUAGGUUCCAAAUCGCAUCGCAAGAGACGCAUGGGGAGAGCGCAAGUGCGAUUUGGCAAGCGCGGAAAUGCAUGGGACAAGCACUUGUUUGUAUGAAGAAGAGUCCCGAGGAUUUGUUUCUGCAUUCUGACUGCGCGGUUCCUAUAUCUAAACUUUCAGAUCUUGUUCAGGGCACGCAGGCACUCAUCUCAAAGGCUGCUGCUGCGACGGGGAAUCAGGGAGGUUGGUUCUGUGCUAAUGUUGGACAUGUCGGGGAUGGCAAUGUGCAUUCUUCGAUUGUUUGUCUUGCGGCUGAUCGCCGGGCUGCGGAGGCGGUGUUGAGGGAUGUGGCGAGGUUGGCACUGAGUCUUGAAGGUACAAUCACGGGGGAACAUGGUGUUGGAUUGGAGUUGAGGGAUGCAUUAGAGGAGGAAGUAGGGAUGAGUGGGGUGGAGAGUAUGAGGGCUAUCAAGGCGGCAUGGGAUCAGAAGGGGAUAUUGAAUCCAGACAAGGUUUUUAGGCUUGAAGGCGGGAGGAUGGAGAGACUUUGA
Molecule: messenger RNA, 1470 nt
Organism: Bipolaris oryzae ATCC 44560
Lineage: Eukaryota; Fungi; Ascomycota; Dothideomycetes; Pleosporales; Pleosporaceae
Exons: 2
Coding region: 1-1470 (489 amino acids)
Biological process (GO): lactate catabolic process
Cellular component (GO): mitochondrion
Molecular function (GO): D-lactate dehydrogenase (cytochrome) activity; FAD binding; D-lactate dehydrogenase (NAD+) activity
Source: RefSeq, a predicted model, not a curated record